This is a messenger RNA of Hyaloscypha bicolor E, 1107 nucleotides long. Its product is annotated as phytanoyl-CoA dioxygenase-like protein. Gene Ontology annotation, biological process: fatty acid alpha-oxidation. The coding region runs from base 1 to 1107 and encodes 368 amino acids. Gene Ontology annotation, molecular function: phytanoyl-CoA dioxygenase activity. NCBI's taxonomy places the organism in Eukaryota, Fungi, Ascomycota, Leotiomycetes, Helotiales, Hyaloscyphaceae. The transcript is spliced from 2 exons. The record is from RefSeq and is a predicted model, not a curated record.
AUGGCGACCCACUCGUCCUCCAACAUUCCUUCUCGAGUCUUCUCAAUAGGAUCCGAGCCAUCACUGUCAGCUUUCAAGAAGUUAUGUUCUCAGGAAGCAUUUCAACAGGAUUACCCGCUUUCCUCCCAGGUCUUAUCAAAUGUUCCAAUUUACAAUCUUGCUCAAAUUGAUACCGGUGACAAAGGCCUGCACGCACGCUUACAGGCCGAGUGGCACCACAUUCUUCUUGCCGGCCCCGGGGUCGUCGCCCUGAAGAAUAUGUAUCCAGACAAACAACUCAUUGAGAAAGCGAACUCUGUAUAUGGUGGGAUAAUCGAGUCCGAAAAGCAAGCAGCUCGCAAAGGCGACCAUUUCUCAAGCAGUUCCGCCAACGAUAGAAUCUGGAACUCUUUCAGUAAGCACUGCUUAUCCGAACCCGAGUCAUUUGUAGAGUAUUACUCAAAUCCAUGGUUAUCUCUUAUCUGCGAGGCUUGGUUGGGACCUGGGUACCGCAUCACCAGCCAAGUAAAUGUGGUUAAGCCCGGAGGUGCUGCUCAAGUUAGCCAUCGAGAUUAUCACCUGGGCUUCCAGACCGCCGAAGCGUGCGAAAAGUUCCCAAUCGCUAUACAAAUUGCGAGCCAGCUGCUUACGCUCCAAGGAGCAGUGGUGCACAGCGAAAUGCCUGUUGAGAGCGGGCCGACCAGGCUCCUUCCUUUCAGCCAACGUUUUGAUGAAGGGUACAUGGCGUACCGCCUCCCUCAGUUCAAGGCAUAUUUCCUAGAAAAUUAUGUCAGCUUACCGUUAUCGACUGGCGAUGGUCUGUUUUUCAAUCCUGCUUUGUUUCAUGCUGCAGGUGAGAAUGUCACGGAAGAUGUUCAGCGAACGGCGAACCUACUUCAAGUCAGUAGUGCCUUCGGAAAACCGAUGGAAUCAAUAGAUGCGCUUCCGUUGAUUGAAGCAACGUGGGACCUUCUCAAGGGGAGAUUUGCGAGAGAGGGUGAGAGUGCGGGAGUUAAAGCUUAUGUUGCUGCUGUCGCUGAAGGCUAUCCGUUCCCAACAAACUUAGACCGGCGACCGCCAGCUCCUGGUGGGAUGGCGCCGGAGUGGAAAAGAGAAAGAGAUUUCUAA